This is a messenger RNA of Lates calcarifer (barramundi perch), 1100 nucleotides long. Its product is annotated as low choriolytic enzyme-like. Gene Ontology annotation, biological process: proteolysis. Gene Ontology annotation, molecular function: metalloendopeptidase activity; zinc ion binding. Lineage: Eukaryota; Metazoa; Chordata; Actinopteri; Centropomidae. The record is from RefSeq and is a predicted model, not a curated record.
UGUAAUCCCCCCUGAAUGAGAUUAUCCCCGUGUGGAAACAGUGGGCCAGGGUGGGCAGGGCACUCCCAUCAGCUGUGUGUCUAAGACGGAGCCCAUUGAACCCCUGCCACUAAUCUCUGUACACAGACACACCUUGACAGCCUGCAUAUAAACCCAGCCCCGACUGGGCUUCAGCAUCCGUCCUUAGUGAGACAAGUGAAGGCUCACAUCAUCACCUUCAGACAAAAAUGGACUGCAAAGCAACAGUUUCUCUUCUUCUCCUCCUGCUGGGCAUCAGUAAUGCUCACCACGGAAAUGAUCAUGGUGCUGAUAAUGAGAUCCCAGCAGAUAGGUCUGCUAUGGAGGACAUUACUGCAACUAUUCUGAGAAUGAACAAUGGAUCUAGUAACUUCAUGCUGGAAGGAGACAUUUUGAUGCCAAGAAGCAGGACUGCUAUGAAGUGCUUAAAUGAAAAAUAUUCCUGUCUGUGGCCAAAGUCUCCUAACGGGAUUGUGGAAAUCCCUUUCCUUAUCAGUGAAAAAUAUGAUGACUCUGAGAGGAGUCUGAUAUUAACUUCCAUGAAGGACUUUGAAACAAAAACCUGCAUUCGCUUCAUCCCACGCUGGAGUCAGGUGGCAUACUUGAACAUUGAACCAAGAUUUGGCUGUGCCUCUCUGCUGGGUUAUGUUGGAGACAAGCAGGGGCUGUCACUGCAGAGGUUUGGCUGCGUACAAAAAGGCAUCAUCCAGCAUGAGCUGCUCCACGCGCUGGGUUUCUACCAUGAACACACUCGGAGUGACCGUGACCAGUAUGUCAAAAUCAACUGGGAAAACAUACAUGAAUACUUUGCCUACAACUUCGAUAAGAAGGACACGGAUAAUCUCAACACUCCGUAUGACUACUCCUCUGUCAUGCACUAUGGAAAAACUGCCUUUGGAAUUAAUGGAUUGGAAACCAUAACUCCCAUCCCUGACCCCUCUGCUCCCAUCGGCCAGAGGAACGGCCUGUCUGACAUUGACAUUCUCAGGAUCAACAGGCUCUACCAGUGCUGGAAUUACUUCAAGUAGAGGAUUACAGCAGUAUCUUUUGAUUCUCACACUUGACACAUUAAUUUGACACUC